AUGAAGAAGACGCGCAUGUCCAUCGACGACAUCCACGCGAUGGUCGGCAGUAUCCGCGCCAACGUAGUGAACAUGCGCGUGACCAACAUCUACGACGUGCAGGGACAGGGCGACGGCGGUGCAGCCAAGACAUAUAUCCUCAAGCUGCACCAACCCCCGUUCCCCAAGGUAUUUCUACUGCUCGAGUCGGGUGUGCGCUUCCACACCAGCAAGUACGCGCGAGAUGCCAAAGCUGGCAAUGCGUUGCCUAGUCAGUUCACCAUGAAGUUGCGCAAGCACCUGCGAGGCAAGAGGCUGUCGGCACUCACGCAGCUGGAAGGGGAUCGCGUCGUGGACUUCACGUUCGGCCAGGGCGCACUCAAGUGCCACCUCAUCCUGGAGCUCUACGCCUCUGGCAACAUCAUCCUCACGGACGGGGACUACCGCAUUUUGUCACUGCUGCGCACGCAUCGAUUCGAUGAGAACGUCAAGAUGGCAGUCAAGCAGGAGUAUCCCGUCCAGCUGCUGGGCGACCAGGAGAAACAGCGCGGUAUCCAAACCACGGAACAACUCACUGAAUUUGUGAACAGAUGGUUCGAAGAGCAGGAAGCCAAGGCGGCGAUCGCAGUGCCGGGCAAGACGCAAAAGAAGAAGAAAGCGCAGACCAUCAAGCAGUUGUUGUUGGUUAAGGAGUCGACGUUCGGUGGAUUAGGCCCCGUUAUUAUUGAGCACUGUCUGGUACGUGCAGAUAUCUCGCCCACCUUAAAGAUCAAGAAUGCUGCGGAGUUCACGGCACUCGGAGAGGACAAGCUGGCUGCCUUAUUGGCGGCAAUUCAGGAGGGUUGGAAGCUGCUGGAGAGACUGCGGGACGAACAGACCUCGGUCAAUGGCCCAGUCCCCGUCCAAAACGAUGACACUGCUGAAGCCGGAGACAGUGACGAGGAAGAUGCUGCACCUACAACAACCAAAACCUCUUCAACCACAUCGCAGAAGUGCGGCUUCAUCAUCCUGAAGGAUAGCGCGGAUGAAAAUGCCCCGGAGCAGUUCGAGGAGUUUACACCAUUCCUGUAUGCGCAACACCUGCAAGCGCACAAGAAGGUGAAGAGCUUCGAUACGUUUGAUGAGGCUGUUGAUGAGUACUUUUCGCGCUUUGAGGCGGAGACUGCCGAGGUGGCCAAGCAGAGUGCGCAGAUUGCAGCAGAGAACAAACUCGCGAAGCUCAAGAAGAAUCAGCAACAACAGCUCGCUCAACUGCGUGAGGUUCAGGAGCAGAGUUUCCAGCAUGCUCAGCUCAUUGAAGCCAACCAACAGGAUGUGGAGAACGUCCUGCUCGUCAUCCGUAGUGCUCUGGCCAGCGGCAUGGAUUGGCGCGGUCUGGAGGAACUUGUGCGCUAUGAGCAGAAGAACGGGAAUCCCGUUGCAAGCCUGAUUCACCAGCUCGAUCUUGAACACAACCGUGUAGCCAUUUUACUCUGCGAUGACGACGAUGACGACGAAGAUGGGGACGGCGGUGAUGGUACCGGUGAAGAAGACAAGAAGGCUCACGUUAUCUGGAUCGACUUGUCGCUUUCCGCUUUGGCUAAUGCACGAGAAAUCUACACCAAGAAGAAGAAAGCUGGCGAGAAAGUGAAGAAGGCCACCGAGGCGACUGACAAGGCCAUUGCGCUGGCGGAGAAGAACACUAAAAAGACGUUGGAGAAGCAACAAACCAAGCGCAACGUUAUCUACCAGCGACGUAAAACGCACUGGUUCGAGAAGUUCCACUGGUUCCUCUCCAAUGAAAAGUACUUGGUUGUUGCAGGUAAAGACGCGCAUCAGAACGAGCUGCUGGUGAAGAGAUAUCUGCGCAAGGGGGACGUCUACGUCCACGCUGAUCUUCAUGGUGCUGCGACGUGCAUCGUGCGCAACCAUGCAACUGUCAAGGACAAGAAGACGCAGGAACUUCCUCCUAUUCCGGUGGCUACGCUUGAGCAGGCAGGAUGCAUGAGUGUGUGUCGUAGCAACGCUUGGACUAGCCAGGUGAUUGCUGGUGCCUACUGGGUGCAUGCAGACCAGGUCUCGAAAACAGCCCCCGCUGGUGAGUACCUUACCACGGGUAGCUUUAUGAUUCGCGGCAAGAAGAACUACAUCCAGCCUUCGCGACUCGAGAUGGGAUUAGCGAUUCUCUUCCGCAUUGACGAGAGCUGUAUCAGCAACCACGCACGACAAGGUGAAGGAAGAGUGUCCCGAAUUGACGAAGGCCCGGAAGAUGAUGAGGGUGAGGAAAGCGCGUCUCCUGUGGCAGAAGUGCAGCCGGAAAAGCAAACAACAGAGGAGGAGUCUGUGCCUGAUGAGAGUAUGUCAAAGCCGUCAAAGGAAGUGACUGUGGUGCAAGAGAACGAGAGUGAUGCUCAUGAAGAAGAAGAUGAAGUGUCUGCACAACAGACGCAGCGUGAAGGUAGGAAGCGCUUGUCAGCAAAGGAGCGUCGUGAUAUGAAGAAGGGCAAGGCGCCAGCUCGCGAGGAGUCCAUAGAUGAACAACCUCCUGUGCAGCAAAAACGCGGGAAGGGAAAAGACAAGACCCCUACCCAGGCACCGCAGAAGAAGAGUGUCCGUGGUAAGAAGGGCAAGAUGAAGAAGAUGAAGAAGAAAUACGCUGACCAGGAUGAGGAGGACCGUCGGCUACGCAUGGAAGCGCUGGGUCAUGUAGUUGAAGACGAACAGGAGGAUGACGAGCCGACGAAGGAGAACGACUCCACUGAGCACUCUGGAGACGAGGAUGGAGAUAACACCACUGAUGGCAACACUACGACCGAAGUGAGUGAGGAAUACAUUCGACAGCAGCGCGAGAAGAAGGAAAAAUACCUCGAUGAGCAGGAGGAUGAAGCUGAAGGUGCCGACUUCUUCGACGCGUUCACGGGCGAGCCACUGCCGAACGACAUUGUGCUAUUCGCGAUGCCCAUGUGCGCUCCGUACGCAUCACUGACCAAGUUCAAGUACAAGGUGAAGCUGACGCCGGGCAGCCAGAAGAAGGGCAAGGCAGCCAAGCAGGCGAUGGAGCACUUCUUCGCUUCCAAUCUCAAGGACGAGAAGGAUGCAAGCAAGACGAGUGGUCCACACAGGAAUGGUGAAGCGGACGACGAGGUCCAGCCCGACGUAAACCCGAUCGUCGUGCAGCGCGAGCUCAUGCGUUGCAUCCCGGACAACGAACUGGUGAACUGUAUGGUUGGCCCCGUUAAGAUCUCAGCGCCGGGUCUACAUGGCCCUAAUGCAGGCGGCAAAAAAGGUGGAGGCAAGCGUCCGUCCGGCAAGCCCAAGAAGAAAGGCAAGAAGUGA
Molecule: messenger RNA, 3294 nt
Organism: Phytophthora nicotianae INRA-310
Lineage: Eukaryota; Oomycota; Peronosporomycetes; Peronosporales; Peronosporaceae
Exons: 1
Coding region: 1-3294 (1097 amino acids)
Biological process (GO): ribosome-associated ubiquitin-dependent protein catabolic process; rescue of stalled cytosolic ribosome
Cellular component (GO): RQC complex
Molecular function (GO): tRNA binding; ribosomal large subunit binding
Source: RefSeq, a predicted model, not a curated record